Messenger RNA from Chrysemys picta bellii (western painted turtle), 1692 nucleotides. NCBI's taxonomy places the organism in Eukaryota, Metazoa, Chordata, Testudines, Emydidae. The record is from RefSeq and is a predicted model, not a curated record.
GGCCGGGGCAGCCGCUUUGCCCUCAGCCGUCCCGGGGGCCGGGCGGGUCUCCACAGGGGCUGGGUGCAGCGGGGCGCCGGGGCCCGGCCGGGGAGCGAGGAGUGCCGGCCCGGCCCCCCCCGGGCGAGCCGCGGAGCCGCCGCUGGGAGUCCGCCUGGCGGGGGAUUAGCUCCGUGUAGUCCAAAGAGUUCUGGAGAAACGAGCUGUUGUCUUGUCCUGUGAGAAGUCCCCGGGCGCCCUGUUCCUUGUCCUCCGUGUGCUGCUGGGGGGGGGACCUGGGGGCUAGCAGCCCCCCAGCGGCAGCCUAGAGGGGGCGGAUCUCGGUUAUUGUCCCCACGGUGCCUUGGAGAGAGCAGGAUGUUCCUGGUCGGACUGUCAGGUGGAAUUGCUUCAGGAAAAAGCACAGUAGUGGCAGUAUUCCGGGAACUGGGCUGUGCAGUGAUUGAUGCCGAUGUUAUUGCCAGACAGGUGGUUCAGCCCCGCUUCUUAGCCUAUCAGCAGAUAGUGCAUAACUUUGGAAGUGAAAUCCUCUUGGAGAGUGGAGAGAUAAACCGGGAGGCUCUGGGAAACAUUAUCUUCUCCCACCCGGAAAAACGGCAGCUGCUGAACGCCAUCACUCAUCCUAAGAUCCAGAAAGAGAUGCUGAAACAGAUCUUUAAAUACUUUGUGCUAGGCUACCGCUAUGUGAUUCUGGACAUUCCGCUGCUGUUUGAGACCAACACACUAACCAAGUUCAUGAAACACACAGUCCUGGUUUACAGUGAUCCGCAGACACAGCUGUCACGACUGAUGAAGAGGAAUGGCUUGGCCCAGGCAGAGGCAGAAGCGCGCAUCGCCUCCCAGCUGCCGCUUGAUGAGAAGUGCAAAUUAGCUGACCACGUGAUUGACAACUCCGGGGACUGGGAGAGCACGCGGAGGGAGGUCCUGAGACUGCACUCUCAGCUGGAGGACUCUCUGGAUUUCCUCUUGGUGCGCUUAGUGGCGGUCACAGCAGUUGCUGGAAUUGGUGGGCUGGUGUGCUUUCUCCUCAGGCAUUUUCUCUCAUAAUUCCCUUUUUUUAAGGGACCAAAACGCUGCCUGGAAUUUCAAGUUUGCAAAGGGCAGUGAAAGGUCAUGAGCCUUAAUGGCUUUGCCGUCUGAAUACAGACGACAAGAUGAGCAGAGUCUCCUUGUAAACUUCUCAAGGUGAAGCAUGGAUUCCUUGCCAAUGCACUGACUCUGCGUCUUUCUUUUACCUUUUUAGUCCUGUUAUUAAUGAUCAGCAACUGCUGCAGGAGAGGGGGAGGGGGAGCUGUAAUGGUUGGAGGCCCCCAGACAUUUGAGUAUGAAGUAAUUGCACAGUUAGGAUGGACAUAUUAAAACCAUGUUUUAGGCCAACUCAUUGAAGUGCUAGUCUACAGGGUGAAAGGAAUCUUGCCUUCAGUUUAACCCUGGGUGGAAUAUGAUUACUUAACAUGUCUCACGGCACUCUGGUCCAGGUGUGGGGAUCUGGACUAUGGGGUUCUCUUCCCCCAUUUCCCAGCAUCCUCAGCUCCCAAGAGCUGGCCCUAGAUGGUUCACUCGGACUCUAGACAAGGAAUUUCACUUCUAUUUCCUGGUUGUGAGAUUUAAUGAAUGUUUGCAAAGUGCCUUAAACCCCACCAAUGCAGGGCAUUGCAAAAUUGCAAGAGUUACUAUAAAACGUCGAUCUCA